Molecule: messenger RNA, 6508 nt
Organism: Condylura cristata (star-nosed mole)
Lineage: Eukaryota; Metazoa; Chordata; Mammalia; Eulipotyphla; Talpidae
Gene: VEZT
Product: vezatin, adherens junctions transmembrane protein
Exons: 12
Coding region: 81-2432 (783 amino acids)
Biological process (GO): cell-cell adhesion
Cellular component (GO): plasma membrane
Molecular function (GO): myosin binding
Source: RefSeq, a predicted model, not a curated record
CAGAAACGGACGGGUGGGUGCUGUGUGUUCUCCCGCCUUCAUUUCCCAUCGUGCUGAGGUGGGUGGCAUGGCGGAGAAGGAUGACACCCGAGUUUGACGAAGAGGUGGUUUUUGAGAAUUCUCCACUUUACCAGUACUUACAGGAUCUUGGACACACAGACUUUGAAAUAUGUUCUUCUCUGUCACAAAAACAAGAAAACAGCACAGCAGCAGAUGGACAACAGAAGCAUCCUACAACCCUGCCCAAACAAGGUAUCCUGUUAAAAGUGGCUGAAACCAUCAAAAGUUGGAUUUUUUCUCAAUGCAUUAAGAAAGAUGACUUACUUCUCAAGUUGGAUCUUGGAUUCCGACUCGAGACAUUAAAUACCAUCCUACAACAGGAAGUCCUGUUACAAGAGGAUGUGGAGCUGAUUGAGAUACUUGACCCCAGUAUCCUGUCUUCAGGGCAACCUCAACAACAGGAAAAUGGACAUCUUCCAACACUUCGCUCCCUGGCAACCCCUAAUAUUUGGGAUGUCUCAGUGCUAUUUGCCUUCAUUAGUUUGCUCAUUAUGCUUCCCACUUGGUGUAUUUUAUCUUCCUGGCUGGUAUGGGGAACGAUUCUCUUAGUUUAUCUGAUCGUAAAAGCUUUGAGAUUAUGGAGGACAGCCAAACUACAAGUAACCCUAAAAAAAUGCAAUGCUCAUUUAGAAGACACAGCAGCGAAUAGCCGAGCUUUUACUAACCUGGUGAGAAAAGCUUUACGUCUCAUCCAAGAAACUGAAGUGAUUUCCAGAGGAUUUACACUUUUGCUUGACAGGGUCAGUGCCGCUUGCCCAUUUAAUAAGGCUGGGCAGCAUCCCAGUCAGCAUCUCAUCGGUCUUCGGAAAGCUGUCUACAGAACUGUAAGAGCAAAUUUUCAAGCAGCAAGGCUAGCUACCCUAUAUAUGCUUAAAAACUACCCCCUGAACUCUGAGAGUGACAAUGUAACCAACUACAUCUGUGUGGUACCUUUCAAAGAGCUGGGCCUUGGACUUAGUGAAGAACAGAUUUCAGAGGAAGAGGCACAUAACCUUACAGAUGGCUUCAGCCUACCUGCAUUGAAGGUUUUGUUCCAACUCUGGGUGGCACAAAGUUCAGAGUUCUUCAGACGAUUAGCCCUAUUAUUUUCUACAGCUAAUUCACCUUCUGAACCCUUACUUGCUCCAGCACUUUUGCCUCAUCAUAUUUUAUCUGAUGUGACUCAAGGUCUACCUCAUGCUCAUUCUGCCUGCUUGGAAGAGCUUAAGCGCAGCUAUGAGUUCUAUCGGUACUUUGAAACUCAGCAUCAAUCAGUACCCCAGCGUUUAUCUAAAACUCAGCAGAAAUCAAGAGAACUGAAUAAUGUUCACACUGCAGUACGCAGCUUGCAGCUUCAUCUGAAAGCACUACUGAACGAGGUAAUAAUUCUUGAAGAUGAACUUGAAAAGCUUGUUUGUACUAAAGAAACACAAGAACUAGUGUCAGAGACUUAUCAGAUCCUAGAACAGAAAUUAAAGUUGAUUCAACCCCAUGUUCAAGCUAGCAACAGUUGCUGGGAAGAGGCCAUUUCUCAAGUGGACAAAUUGCUACGAAGAAAUGCAGAUAAAAAAGGUAAGACUGAAGAAGCAUGUAAAAAUCCACGUUUUGCUAUAGUACCUUCAAUGCAGCCUACUCUCCACAUUGCAGACAAAGAUCCAAUCCCUGAGGAACAGGAAUUAGAGGCUUAUGUAGAUGAUAUAGAUAUGGAUAAUGAUUUCAGAAGGGAUGACUAUUAUUUGUCACAAGAAGAUAGAGAAAGACAGAAGCGUGAGCAAGAAGAAUCUAAAAGAGUACUGCAAGAAUUAAAAUCCGUGCUGGGAUUUAAAGCAUCUGAGACAGAAAGGCAGAAGUGGAAGCAACUUCUAUUUAGUGAUCAUGCUGUGUUGAAAUCCUUGUCUCCUGUAGACCCAGUGGAACCAAUAAGUAAUUCAAAGCCAUCAGUGGAUUCAGAUUUGGGGAAAGUUGGUAAAAAUGAUACUGAAGAGGAAAAUAGUAAACCCUCCACAACUGACAAUGAAAUAAAUAAUAGGACUGAGUAUUUAUGUGAAACCCCUCUAGAAGGUAAAAGUAAAGACAAUUCUGCAAAUAAAGUCUUCCUCCAAGAAAAUGAAGAAAGAGUGUGUUACCAUUGUGAGAGUGAAGAGGAAUCUCAGCAGGCAGAUGUAGAUGGCCUGGCCAUUGCCCAUCCUACUCCCAGGGAUUCAUUACAGCCCUCCAUUAAGCAGAGGCUGGCACGGCUACAACUGUCACCGGAUUUUACCUUCACUGCUGGCCUGGCUGCAGAAGUGGCUGCUAGAUCUCUCUCCUUUACCACCAUGCAGGAACAGACUUUUGGUGAUGAGGAGGAAGAACAAAUAAUACAAGAAAAUAAAAAUGAGGUAGAAGAAAAGUAAAAACCAAGAUUCACAUGAGGAUUUUAAAUUUAAUAAUUCUUUUAUGAAUGUGUUUUAGCUUCAAGCUAGCUACUCCACUGGAAAAGGAAAUGAGUUUACAUUUGCUCCAUAUAAGGCUAAGAUGUGACUUUACAUCAGUUUGAGCAACAGGUCUGAAAUUAGUAGUUUCCUAUAAGUGGCAGAAAUUGUAGGAAAUAACAGAAAGGUAAGGGCUCUCUUGAAUUAACUGCUCUCUUAGUUGCAGCACAACUGAUUGAUCUCAGAAAGUCUUUAAGUACUUUUCAUAAGAAAUGAAUUCAUCAUUUCUUACCAGAAUUUACUACCAUGAAAUGUCUGGGAUAAUUCCGUUGCAAGAACAUUUAAUAUGACUCCUUUGUACUGUAUUCUUGCAGUUAAUAACUGCAGCUAUUAUGUCAAUAACAAGUUGUUUGUAUUUUAUUUUUGUUUAUACCAACCUUAAAGAUACAGGUUCUAAAUAAAAACUUGAGUUCAUACAAUUCAUGUGUGCUGGGGUUUGGAACUAAAAGCUAGUUUCAAAAAUACUUGAGUCAUGACAUAUUUUUUAUGACUUCUUGUGGAUGUGUACAUUGAGCAGUUUUUUUAGAUGUCUUUUUAGAUGACCUUUACAAGAAAAAAAAUUGUACUAUUUUAAGAAUUACCUUUUCAAUUUUUUUGGUUACAUCUUUUUCUGUUCUUGUAACUGAAAGAGACAUGUCAAAGUUGGAUCCCUGUGUCCAGUGCCCUAUCCCCAACUUUGUGGAAAGUGCUUUUAUUCAGUUUGCCUACAAGAAAUUGGGUGCCAUUAACUGGAACAGGUCUAGUUGCUUAUUUCUAGCCUGAGGCUAUCCCAUUUCCACCUUAAUGAGAUUCUGGAAGCAUCUUGUCAGCUUCAUGAAGAGCAUCUUGGCUCCUUAGUACUUCAUUUACAAACUGCCUCUUAAAAACGUUGCUUUCCAACUUUCUAGUGUCAUCUGUUUUGUGCUGUGAUUGCAUUUUCAAAAAGUGAUAUUUUCAGAAUAUUGGUUUUUUGAAGCCUAUGGCUCGUAUACACUGACAUAGUUUAUAGACAUUACUUGGGGAACCUGUAGUAAUAACAAUUUAUGCUGCUAUCCUAAAAAUUACAUGAUAUGUCCAGAUUAUCUUUAGAAUUAAGGCACACUUUCGAAUUCCUGUAAUUUAGCACUUUGAGUGAGUAAAUUUACAUAUAUUGAUGGGAAUUAUUUUAAUAAUCUAAGGAAAUUUGUUUUUUAUCUUUAGGAUUGGUACUGCUUUGUAUGAAUAGUACAGAUCCUCUUGUACUCUAGUUGAUUCUGCCUAUUGUCAAAAUUUCUAGAAUUUGUCCAUAAUUAAAGUCUUAGGAUCAGUAUCUUAGGGUAAGUCUAGUUUACUACUUAGGAAAAACAGCUAACUAUCAAGAAAAAAAAUCUCGUAUUAUAACUGGCUAAUAUAUUCCUAAAUGAGAAUACUUGCAGUUUACUUUCUUUUUAAUUAGUUUGCCAGCUUCUUAUUUUACUUGGAAUUAGAAGUAGCACAUAUGGGAAACCUCAGUAAUCUUUUAAUCUAUAACCAUAGGAAGAAUAAUAGGCAAAUAAUUUUUAAUUAUUUGUAUGAUACCAGUUUGGGAAAAAUGACUUAAAAUAUUGUGUCAGCUUUUUUCAAGUCAUCUAAGAUCUUAAUUUUUUAUUUUGCAAGAUCAAUUUUAAUCAGGAACUUCUAAUAUUCCAGGCUGAUCUACUUUAUUCAUAAUUACUACCUAUUUCCACAAUAUUCUAUUUGUUAAAACCAUGAAAUAAGGAUCUCAGAACUUUAAUUGAAUGCUUUUCGUGUUUUUGUCUUUAAAGUAUUCCCUUUGAAAAUUGCUAACUUUCUCUUAUAAUAGCCUAAAGGUCAGUGUUUCUCGGGUUUUGGGGGGAUCACCUGUAUUAGAGUAAAUUAGAAGCCUUUACUUUUUAAAUGUAGAUUUGGAUCAUAUUUCAAAUCCUUUAGUCAAUCGUUUGGAAUGAAAUCUAGGUUAUGUUUAUACACAGUAAAAUCUAAAACGUUUAUGUAGAACUUUGCUUUUGCCAUUAGAACCUUGGGAAAUAAAAACAAACAGUAAUAUAAGUAGAUGCUUUUGUUGUUACUUUUCUAAGAAUAUUUUACUUUGUCCUAUCAGUCUUUCAAAUUGUUUUUAUUAGCUACCAUCCUAUAUUCUCAAGGAACCCUCUGGAAAAUAUAUUUUGUGGGGAAAAUUUGUAAUUUUUCUUUCAAAAUUUUAUACUCAUAUUUUGACACAGUAACUCUUAUUAGGAGUAAUAUCCAGACAACUUUUAAUAUUAAUACUAACAUAGUUUAACAUGUACAAACCUAGUCCUUGGAAUGCUUAUGAGUCAACUUCUUUAGGUUCCUCUUGAAGAAGGAGUUUUAUCCUUUGUUAUUAGGAAAGUUAUGUCAAUAAAUCAUCUGGUGAUGGUUAUAGUAUCUUAAAUCCCUCUUUUGCCUCAGCUUUCAUUACAUCUCUAAAUAACUGGUUUAUCUUGGGCCAGAUUCUUGCUGGCCUUUGAUAGAUGAUCCUCUGCUUACUUUCACAAGUUGUAUUAUCUUUGUAAGUUGAGUUCAGUAUUGAUCAUCUAAAUAUGCUUCGUUAGUAACUGAUAAUUGAUGCCAAGUUUGGUUUCUGAAGUUAUUAGGUAAGAAAGUGGGCCAAAACAUAUUUAAUGUAAAUUGCUAUAGAAAUUUAAGAAUAUGGGACUAAGGCUUUUUAAUACUGAGGGAUAUACCAGAGUUUAACUCCCAGCUACAUCAUCUAAAAGCUAAGGCGCAGCUGAUGUUAUAAUUUCUGACUUCUCAAGAGUAACAAAAAAGGGGGGAAACUUUUGAAUUGAAAAACGAGAGGUGAUUACAAAUACAUUAGUACAAUGGGUCAAAAAAGUUUUAAGUCAAUUUUCUUAAAAAAUAUUUUGGUUCACAUAAUAUUGAAUAAAUGUGGUUUGACUUUUAGUGUUAGCCCACAAAAAAAUCAAGUUCUGAUACAUUUUACAAUGUUUUAAGUCAAGGAAUUAUUCAGAAGGUAUCCUAGAACUCAAUCUAGUAACUCUUCACCUACCAAUAUAUGAGAUAUUUUGAUAAAUUAUUAGAAAUCAUGAGUGGAGAACAGUUUAGCUGAUUUAACUUAAUCAUCGUAUAUCAUUUUUAUGUCCAAACAAAAUAAGAAACAGUAACUUAAAUACCAUAAAACUAUGGUGUGGCUCAGCUAAUUAUCUGAACUAAAAUAGAUAUUGUGCCAUGAAUGACAACCAGACAGCACAGAUAUUUAUUAUUCUUCUAUUUCAAUUUAUGACAUAGCAGUGUAUUUUACACUUAUAUUAAAAAAUAAAGCUCACAAAUAUUUCAGCAGAGAAAAUAUGCAAAAAAUGUCCAAGUACAAUAAUAGUUCAUUUAUCUGUCAUCACAGUUAAAUGCUAACUUGCAUUAAGUCAGUUCCUCAGGCAACUGAGGCAAAUCCAUUUAAGCUUUACAUCUUAUAAUGGUGUUUAAUAGAAAAUGUACUUUCUAUUUAACCACAUUUUCUAGAAUACUUAGAAUAUGAUUUAAUAUAUUAUCAUCUUCAGGAUUAUUGUUUCUACAGUGAGGGUGAUGAACAGAAAGUCACUCUCUGGAACCACUGAAAUAGUAUGUCAUGGGCCUGUUUACCCUUCAUUGCCAUGCUUUGAGUUACAUCUGUUUUUUACAGUUUCUCUAUCUUCCCUUAUAAUCAGCUGUCACUUUUUACUGCUAUCUUGUGUGCCUGCCUCCUGCACUAGGCCCCUAAAUUUGCUGCUUCUAAUCUGCUGUGGACUGAGAAAACCAGAUUGCCAAGCUUUCUAGAAUUGUGUCUAAAAUAAGAGUAAGUAGACUGAAAGAAUGUUAAGGGGCUUUUCUGUUAAAGUGCAUGGACUUUGUGGUACAUUUUUGGCUGCUUUAGCAUACUUUUGUUAGUCUCUUAAGUUCUUCACUAAGAAGUUGCUUAAAACACAGCUGCUAAAAAUCACUGUGAAAGCUAUAUAAUUGAAGCAUUAAUUUAGUUUUUCUAUAUUAAUGGUUCUAGGACUGUCAAU